Messenger RNA from Cylicocyclus nassatus, 3373 nucleotides. NCBI's taxonomy places the organism in Eukaryota, Metazoa, Nematoda, Chromadorea, Rhabditida, Strongylidae. The record is from the annotation of a GenBank genome assembly.
AUGUGGACGCCAUGUCUGGCGUUCAUUCCUCUGAUCGCCGCGAUGCGAGUCGAUCCAGAAAGAAUCGCAGCGCGAUUGAGGAUAGAGCAAGAAAUCGAGAACGAUCGCGGUAUUACACGAACUGAUCGAGGGCGUCGACAAUUGCAACCGAAAGAAAUUAGCAUACAGGUCACUGCUCCCCUCUUCUCUUCACGGUUGUUCGAAUAUGGUAAAGAAGCUGAAGAUAACGAGGUCCCUCAAGCCCUAGAUGUGGGGAAGAAGGUCCAGUUAACAAAUCCACUCAAUUACUAUGGCCAAGAUUACAAUACUCUCUAUGUCCUCUCAAACGGAGCCAUUGGCUUCGAGCCAAAUGCCCGAACCUACAAGGCUGGAUUGUUCCCAAGUGGAGCACGACUUAUUGCUCCGUUUUGGAAUCGAAACGAUUUGCGAAAAGGCGGACAUGUGUACUAUAGAGAAGUCACUAAGGGUCGAGUUUUGGAACGGGGCCAAAGCGAGAUUCGCUAUCAAUAUGAUCGAGCCGUACAUGUCAAAUCUGCAGUUAUUGUUACAUGGGAGAAAAUGCAACCUUUGGAGGGAGCUGCAGCACUUCCGGAAGAGAAUACCAACACCUUCCAAGCCGCUCUCUUCGUGACCGAUAAUGGAACCUAUGCUAACUUUAUCUACAGUAAUAUUGGUUGGACCCAAGGAGCUGAGGCUGGUUUCAAUCGUGGUGACAAUUCCGAACAUUAUGCAAUGCCAACAUCUGGCACAGGAAACAUUAUGUACCUGGAGGAAUACGGUAAUACUGGAAUUCCCGGAGAGUGGAUGUUUGAGCUGGGCGAAAAACGAGUGAUUCGUUGCAAGCAAGGAAUCAAGGGCGAUACAUGUGAUGAAGAAUGCGCAGCCGGCGAAUGGGGAGCUGAUUGUGCCCUAUGCUGCCACUGUGGGGAAGGCACCUGUCAUCCGCUUACUGGAGAAUGUCCCAAAGGGUGUGGGGAGUGCUGGUUGGGAGCAAAUUGUCAGACAAAGAAGGAGAACUGUCAUGCUAGGGCGUCGGCCCAAUGUGCACCCAAUGCCGUUUCCUUUACUGACUAUGACCGAUGUGGGGAACCCCUGCAAAGGUGUCAGUGUUUAUCAGGAUUUACUGGGGAUGGAUAUAAGACUUGUCAUGACAUCGACGAAUGCCGCGAACAAGUGUGUCACAAGAAUGCCGUUUGUACAAACACACCCGGAAGGUACUUCUGCCAGUGUGGAGAGGGCUUCUCAGGUGAUGGAGUUACGGAAUGUGUCGCUUCGUUCUUAUUCCCAUCCGAUGGACAUCAACCAUUGCCGAAGAGCAAGACAUCAUCAAAGGUCCUAUGGCAGCUAAAGUCGCCAAUGAAGCUGUUUGGCAGUGUCUACGACAAGAUUACGAUCACAACAUCUGGCCUCCUGUCCUUGACUGACAUAGCUAAAGCAUCAGGCGAUAAACUUGAAGAAAUGAAAAUGACUGGAGUGGCUCCGUUCUUUGCGCCCAUCGAUACUAGCAGAGGAGGACACGUAACAGUGGCCGAAGUCGCCGAUACCGAAACCCUUACCCGAGUGACUAGAAGCGUAAGGGAUAACUACGAUGAGCCAAAUUUCCAAGCCAAGAGCGUUCUUGUUGUAACGUUCAUGAAUGUGACUGAUGGAAAGGUCCAGAAAGGCAACACCUUCCAAACGCUUCUCAUCGGCGGUGUGAAUGACAAACAAGAAAAGAUGACUUUUGCUGAGUUGCUUUAUAAAGACAUGCAAUGGGGUGAUGGAGCUGAGGCUGGAAUAAUGACAAACGAUGUCUCGUCCUCGGUCACACUGCCUGGUUCUGGUACCCAAGGUAUCGAACAACUUACCCAGCUAAGUAACGUAGGGCAACCAGGAGUAUGGUUGUUCAGAAUUGAUGAACCUUCAAUCCAACCAUGUCCAUUAGCUGGGCAACUACCACCAUUCUGCUCAAAGAAAACUCGUCCAAUUGAUAGAAUUGUACCAUCACGAACUAGUACCAGUUUGAGGCCCCGUCCACCUGCUCCACCCACUAUUUCUCACAACAUCGAUCCACCUCGACCAGAAAACAUUCCGCCUGGUGCAAUUGCGGUCGGAGGACCACGUACCAUACAGCCGCAGCUCGAACCAAUCAGACAUCCUGCAACGACAAGCCCAAGACAUGAGAUUUCGGUCACUACACCUUCAGUAUUUGCAGAAAGAACGAGGACAACUCGUCCUCGUCCUCGUUAUGAGAGCACAUCGCAUCGGCCCAUCGUCUCCCUUGUCGACAAAGAUUUUGAAGACAUUGGACCAGAUGUCUUCGAAAUUACCGUACCACCUUUCAUUACUGUCAUACCCGAGAUUUUCAACUCUAAACCAAAACAACUUCCUGACUUUACCCUGCAGGGACCCCCAUCCACCACAACCCGCCGCCCAUCCACGGUUGAGCCCACAUUCCCUACUUUCAAAUUGUCUGAUGCUCAUGAAAAGCUGAUUACCGUACAGCCCAUUCAAGCUGCACCUGAAAAUGGAACCAAAGCCCCAAUUGUGCCUCAAGUAUCUGUGUUGACAUCGGCAUCAAAAGAAGAUGUGUCCGAGACUCCUGUGGAAGUUGGAACGACGCCAAGUGUCAGUAAUGAGUCCACUAUGGAAGAAACCAUAGAAAGCAGCACAGAAGCUAAGGAACCCGAAGUGCCAACGACCGAGAAGGUGAUUACUGUAAAGCAAACCGUAACUCCAUCGACAACAACUGCACAGAUCUUCGUCUUCACAACCACUACAAAGGCGAUAACAAGACCACCCCUACAAAAGCGGCCGUAUAUUGUUACGGCUGGGACGACUACGGUACCACCAGACGAUGAUCGUGAAGCUGCUGCCAGCAAAAUGGCCAUCAUUAUACCUAGUGUUAUCGUUGUGGUAUGGAUUUUGCUACUUAUAGCAAUCGCAUUGUUUGUUUGCUGUAAGAGGAGAUCCUCCUCAGCGCAUUUACGACCGUAUGGCCCAGUGUAUUCAGUACAGCCUACAGCUUAUGCUAUAAAACGUAACGGAAAAUCAAUGGAUGGUUCUUACGAGGAUCAAAUGGAGAAAGCAGCUCGAAUGAGCAGCGAAAUGAAUGCUUACAAUCAGUCUGGGCGAUUAUCGUUAUAUGGGUCGUACUGGAAUUUGAAUAAUUCGCCUAACUCAAAUCCUUCCACGAAUCGUCAACAUUCACCCCAGUACAACGGGUACACUCCUUCGCGAUACUCCUAUACCGGCCGGUAUUAAUUGUUCACUUCUCCGCUCGUCAAUACAUUCGAUGCUACUUUAAGGACAUUUUGUUGUACAUCUUUGUUACGAGCCAUUUUUAUGACAUAUCUAGAGCUUUUUCUUUGUUUGAAGGUGUCUACAGUAAGCC